AUGUCAUAAAUCAAAAAUCAAGACCACCACGCACCUUACGCUCAGCCGACUAAAUUACAAAAAGAAAACUACACAAAACCCAAUUAGUUAUCAAAAUUAACAGUCUUCCCGUCCACCCCAACAUCACAGACUCGCCACCAUGUCGGCGUCCCUGGACUCAUCGCUGGACCCCAUGGAGGAGAUCCGGUUCCGCAAGAAGCACGGGCGCGAGUGGGUCCAGCUGCUGCCGCAAACGCACUUCACCUUCGACGAGCUGGAGCGUGUCAUGAUCAUCUUCCUCAAGAUACAGAAGCGGGACGAGAAGCCCGCGUCACCUGAGACCAUCUCGCGAGCGCACUUUAGGGAUGUCCUACAUACAGGCCUGGGCAUGACGGAUACCUACAUGGUGGAGCGGGUAAUGGUGGCGCUGGACCGGGGCACCUCCCCGCAGGUCACCAUGGCUACGUUCGCCAAAGCCAUGUCCUUGUAUUUAAGAGGAGAUUUGGAGGAGCGCAUAACGUACGCGUUCACUUGCUACGAUUUACUAGGCGAGGGUCAGCUGCGUCGGGAGACCAUGUACCAGCUCAUGAAGAAGUGCUUAAUCAAGGUCUCCAGGGAUGACGAUGUUGAAGAAGCGGUGAAGGAGCUGGUGGAUAUCCUGAUGAAGAGAAUGGACCUGGACCUGGAUGGGGCGAUCAAUUUCGCGGACUUCCACGACUCGGUGGUGGAGACGCCGGCGCUGCUGCAGGCGCUGGGGCCGUGCCUGCCCGCGCGCCCCGCGGUCUACGCCUUCGUCGCCACCUGGUGCCCCGAGUGGAGGAAGAUGUGACGCUUUACACAGUUUCUUGAAGGAUGAAUUCAUAACCCGUUAUUGUCGCGA
Messenger RNA from Plutella xylostella (diamondback moth), 859 nucleotides. RefSeq names its product calaxin. The record is from RefSeq and is a predicted model, not a curated record. Gene Ontology annotation, molecular function: calcium ion binding. Lineage: Eukaryota; Metazoa; Arthropoda; Insecta; Lepidoptera; Plutellidae.